UAUAUUUCUGCACUCUACACAGCGAGGUGAGGCGGGGAGUGAGCUGAAGCUCGCAGGAUGGCUAAAAGUGAUGGAUAUGCUUAUUUCAGGAGAUCAAGUCUCUUCUGGAUCCUGACUGUAACGCUGUCGAUGAGCUACUAUACAUGGUUGGUCUUCUGGCCACAUCAGAUACCAUAUGAUAGUCUGGGUCCGCUUGGUUCUCUUUCAAAGCAUCUCGUGAAUGAAUAUUACAGCAUCAUGUACAAAGGAUGGUGGUGUGCUUGGGCCAUCCACUUCUUUGAAGCCCUGGCAGCACUGAAAGUAUGCAGUGAUAAAGGCAUUGACAGCCCGUCCACUCGUCUCCUGUGGUUCGUUCAAACAGUAUUGUUUGGCUUUGCGUCUCUGGGUUUGCUCCUCAAAUACAAGCCUGACCGCCAUGCCAAACAGCAAUGAGCAGCUGCAGACACAGACUACGCUGAACAGAAACGGUUUUUCAGUUAGGGAGGCAAGACUAGGUAGAUCCUUUUAACAAAACACUUCCAUGUGUCCAAACAGAGCAGAAUCACAUUCCACAACAGAUUAUCUGGUGUGCACUUCCACUUACAUUUAACAGGUACUGUUAUACAGAACUUUCCCAAGAGACCUCUGUGAAACAGGACUACACAUCCCAAUAACACUACCUCUUAUAUGGCUGUAGCUGCUAAGAGGGACCUUUUCUAUACAUUUCACUACAUAAAACCUUAAUGACCCAAACUGAAUUGCUGCAACACAAGGGCCAGUUUUAGUACUCCAUUAACAAAGGCUUUCAAACAAUAAUAAUAAUACUAAUAAUAAUUAUUAUUAUUAAUAUUUUUUACCACAUUGUAUGUUAGUAAACUCUAAACUAAACUUGACACAGCUGUGGCCCUGUUUCUGCUGAUUUGGGCUUAAAGGGGAAUUCCACCAAGUUUUCAAAAUUUCUGCAUAAUAUGGUUGUCAUUCUAAAUGGUUUGAUGUGAAAUGGUUCAUUGUAGAGAAAUUUACCAACUCAGAUUUCUUCACAGUGGUGGUGACAGCAACCACCGGUCAACCUAGCAGUGAAAUGUUUUAAUAUGUAAAAAAUAGUGGUAAAUCUGAAGUUCAAACAGGUUUUCUUAGGAGGCUAUUUUGCCUUACAGAGCACUGCUAAUGCCUCUCUGCCAUGAAUGGCUUUGGCCAAAACUGUAUCACAGAACUUUCGUAAAACAAGGUCUCAUGCAACAGGCAGCAUAUUUUUAAUCAUUUCUUGUAAUAAGUUUCUGUGAAGUAGCUUUUAGAGGCACUAAACUAUUGGCAAGUUUCUCUCGAACAAAGCAUUUCAAGUCAAACCACUCUGAAUGGCUUUGUUUACAAAUUAGCCAUCCAGCAUACAUAUUGAUAAAUCGUUAGAAUUCCCCUUCUAAAGAUGAUUUGCAUCGUUUUCCAUUAUGGGAGAAGCCCUAGCAGUAGCAACUCAUGAUAGCAUUUUUGCACAUGCUCUUCAGAAGUUGGAAUUUGGGUCUGUUUAACCCCUUAAACUGCACCUUAUUAUUCAUUAAUCAUAAGACAUAUCAAGCACUAUGAAUUCUUCACUGACUGCUAUGAAACUAGUAUGUAAGUUAUGUAGUCAUGAGAGUGAGGGAUUGAGGGAAAGUGUGGACCCACAUACAUGCCCUUACAGUUUGAGGUUAUAUUCUAAGGCCAGAGAAUUCAUAUUGUGUGCCUCCUAGCGUAGUAAAUGAGGAACCUUUAAAAUUUCAGUGAGCUCUCAGUAGCACUUCUCCACUAAUGGACAACAGCUAUGGCUGCCAUUGUCAACAGUCUAAACUAGCCAUGAGCAGCUCAUCGAGUUAGAACAGUGCUUCUACAGCUCAAUGUCAAGGCCCAGUAGUUCUCUACACUGUCCAAGGGCAAGAACCGAUGAGAGUGAAACUGGGUGAUUCACUGAGUGAUUGGAUUUGCCAGUGUUUGUGUCAUUUGGGUGUCUGCCUGGUGAAGCUGACAGAGCUGGGCAGUUAGCAUUGUGUUCCAAGCGUACGCUCAAAGAGGCUAUUUUGAAAGCGUACAGUGGCAACAUUCACUGGCUACAAUAUAUGUAGAUAGACCUACCUCAGUGAGAAAUGAGUAUGGGGAGAACAUUAGCAAACAUUAGUGCAAUUGGAUUUUAAAAAUGCAAGUGCACUCAUAGAAACAGUGGUGAAUAAAUGUUUCUUGGUUUUGACAUGCAGUUAAAAGCCUUUAACUGCUAUAGAACCUUUAUAUCAUUUAGGGGUUCAGUAUACUUCAUUAAAUGUUCUUCACCCACACACAUCCAAAUUUUCUAUUGAAAGGUAGUUCUUCCAGGGCAUUGCUCAAAGAACUCUCUUUGGGAUCUUUAUUCCUGAGAGAGUAACCUGAAGUGUUUGCUAUCAUAUUAACAGACAAGCAUCAAGACAACCAUGAUCAACUGUAAUGCUAUGAAAAUGUACCUUCCUUUCAUCUGAUCAUGUGUUUUAUCAACCUGACUAUCAACUGGUCAACCCAGCUUAACCAAAACCUACAUCUAAACCGUAGAUGUCAGUCUGAACCACCAAAUAAUAUAGGUUUAACGUUGAUAUCAUUAACGGAAAUUGUAAGUAAUUGAACACCUAGUUCCCUCCUGUCACCCUUCCCUACUUACUCAAUAACUGGUUGCUCCACUUAUUGUGUUGCAGAUUCUAACAGCUGACCUUAAUUACCCAAUAACUGGAUUUAGGUCACUGGAGGAGGAAAUUACUUUUUCACACCUGAUGAUUGCAUGUUUAAUCACUGAAAAAAAGUGCCGAAAUCAGACAAGGGGGCCUUGUCUUUUCACAGCACGUCAUUGCAGAUAUCAGUUAUUUAUUACAGUGCAGUGAAUACAGGAUUUCAGUGUUCAGAUUUUAUAAAUGAGUAAAACGAAACAGGCCUUGCAAAAAACAAUAUUUUUAAAAUAUAAUUUAACAGCAUUUUGAAUUGUUAAGCGCAGUAUCUCCAAACCCUGGUCCUGUAGGCUCACUGGCUUGUGCAUUUUAGGGUUUUCUCUGCUCCCAGCACAACUGAUCCAACUAAUCAGGGCUGGGCUUCCCAAAAGCAUCAUAGCACAAAGAUCCUUGUUAGAUGGUAGAGCACGCAUCACUUCAAACACUCUCUCUACCAGUUAAGGUUAUCAUAAUACUACGAUGCCCUGCACAUUAACAAUCCCUUACUGAAUUGAAUUGGAUGCGUUUAAAGCAGGGCUGUGUGCCUACAGGACCAGGGUUAGGAUGCUGAUGCAGUGCCUUUAAACAUUUUAUGAGGGAACAGCACAGAGUAGAAAGAAGUCUUUAGGAGAAAUGAAGACUUUUAUUGUAUUGCCUUGCCUGCAAUGAUUUUUGAAUUUUGUUUGAACUCUUCCAUUAAUCACAACUCGCAUGUUGUCAUAGGUGAAGAGGUUUAAUUUUCUUUUUUUGAAAAAAUAAAGCAGUGAUUUACCUUUU
Molecule: messenger RNA, 3452 nt
Organism: Pygocentrus nattereri (red-bellied piranha)
Lineage: Eukaryota; Metazoa; Chordata; Actinopteri; Characiformes; Serrasalmidae
Gene: tmem254
Product: transmembrane protein 254
Exons: 4
Coding region: 58-432 (124 amino acids)
Source: RefSeq, a predicted model, not a curated record